Lemur catta (Ring-tailed lemur) is the source of this 2359-nucleotide messenger RNA. RefSeq lists its product as uncharacterized. The transcript is spliced from 2 exons. The record is from RefSeq and is a predicted model, not a curated record. Lineage: Eukaryota; Metazoa; Chordata; Mammalia; Primates; Lemuridae. The coding region runs from base 430 to 1179 and encodes 249 amino acids.
UUUUCUUCCCUCUUUUCUUCCUUCUUCCUCCUUUCUUAUUUCUCUAAAAGGGUUUUGUUUGCUGUGGGAGUUUCGUUUGAAAAUCAAGUCACGCCUUUUUUCCUUCUUUUCUUUCUUUCUCUUUUUUUUCUCCUCUCAGCAGAAAAGGGGAACAAAGAUUAACUGAAGCGGGGGAGAGGGGAGCGUCCGAACCUCUCAUGGAAAUGGGGGGCCCGGCCCUGCCCGGCACAAAGGGGGCCGGGGGCCUGCCCCCCGUGGGAAGCCCGGGCGGCCUCCCGGGAGGAGGGCCGGCGGGGGCGGGGGCGCGGGCGCGGCUCCGGGGUGCUGCGCCUUCCCAAGUGCGGGCGAGAGGCGCCGCGUCCGCCCCCUCCCCAGCCAGAGGUGGAAGGCUGGGUGUGUUCUUUACUUAUGUAUUUUUAAAGUAGGCAGAUGGGCUGGGAACAUCCCCGCAGAGCACUGAACGGUAAAAGCCUUAGAACAGCUGUUAGCAGAGCCCUGGACGGCCAGACUAGAGGGAGCGGCGCGGGCCGUGAGCGCCGCGGCCGAGGUGGGAAGGACUCAGAGGAGCCCCUGCGAUCGGCGGUUUUGCGGGGUCCUCAAGCGCAGGGCCUGGGCCUCGGCCCCGGGCGCACUGCUGGGGGGCGCCGAGGCGUGGCCGCUGGCCGCGCGGCGGUCAGGUCCCUGGCGGCUCCCCGCACGGCCGCGGGGUUUGGCCCAGCCUGGCCUCCUCCCAGCUCCCGGGCAGGCCGGACGGCCGGCCUCCGACCUCCGAGACACCCGCCAUCCGAGCCGCUUCCCGACUCCGACGCAGGCCGGUCCGGAGCCCUCGGGCUGAGCCGCCACGGAGGGUCAAUUAUUCAUGGGGCGCCUGGGCGUGCUCCCAAGACCUGCUCUGCCCCCGGCUUCUCCAGAGGAGUGGGGAGAAGACAGGGGAAAAGUUCCCAGAGCAAAGUUGGUCACAUUUCUCAUUUUCCCAACUACUUUGCUGGGUGCGAAGGACUGAAUCAUCAGCAAGACGCAGUCCUUGCUUUGGUCAUGCAGACUGGCAGGGGAAGGAGCAAGAAAGGACAGGUAACCACAAUGCCAUGUGAUACAUGCAAGGGUGAACUAAGGAAGCACCUAAGAGGGUGCUUGGAUGAGGGUGGUCAAGGAUGGCUUCCUGGAGGAGGUUAUAUCUAGAUGACUAGGCUUGUGCUAGCGAAAUGCAUGGGAGGGAACAGCCUGUCCAAAGGCCCCAGGGCAAGAGAACACAUUCUUACAGGUUCUGUGAACUAUCAAGAGUUCAAGUAUGUGUUGCAGCUAGAAUACAAGUGGGGGAGUGAGGAGUGAGGAUGGUGUCAGGGCCCAUGUGGAGGAGGGGGGAGGGUGUCAGGGAAAUGUUCAAAUUUUAGCCUCUCCCACUUGCUAACUUCGUGAACUUGAGUGAAUAACUUGGCCUUAGUGAAUAAUUUAGACCCAGUUUCCUAACUUACAAAACUGGAGUAAAAAGACCUGUGGGUUGCAGAGACAGGGACUCUUUUUAAGGGUCCAGGCUUACUUGCUGCGUAUUCCCAGGAAAGCGAACCUCUCUGAGUUUUCUUGUCUGUAAAAUAGGGAUGAAAAUACCUACUUCGCAGAGUUGUGAGGCUUAAAUGAGCUCAUGUGUAGCAUGACAUCUGGCACGUAAGCACCAAUACCUGGUAGCUUUUAUUCACUAUUACUAUACAUCAGGGAGUCACAGGGAGGUACCCUUCCAACCUGGAGAUGAGAUUAUGUUCCGGGUUGAAACCAGAGUGACUCACCGUACCAGAAACAUGAUAACCCGGCUGUGGAGGAAACAUUUCUUCGAAGAUGCCCUGUGUCCCAGUGGGUGCCUAGGAUCAGGGAACACCCACGUCUGAUCAAGAUGGCCAGGGUAUCUUCUUAGGAGCAUGGCUGGAACUUGAUGACUGUGGUCACCAAGGCCCAGCAGGAUCAGUGGGUGGUAGCCUGCCUGAGGAGCAGCCAGGAGUCAGAAGAGGGGUGCGCCUGGUAAAAUCCCAAAGGGCCCUAGGAGCAGGGACCCGGCUGUGUCUGCUCAGGGGAGGGGAGUGAUCACAGAAGUUCACACUGGGGGAGGUGGGAGGCCAUUAUUGACUCCCCCAGAGCCUGAAUAAAAUCUCUCGAAACUUCCGUCCUUUGCUUGGCUUCCUGGUUCUCCAGGUAACCUGCAGAUGAACUUGGCACCAACAGAAUGCCCCCUGGAUCCAGGCAGACACCAGCGUUCCAGUUCCUGCAUUGUAAACAUUUUACUCUUCUGUUAUUUCUUUAUAACACAAGUUCAUUGUGAAAGAAUUUGAAAAUCAACUAAGCAAAAGUAAAAGAGAACCCUGUGUAGAGA